Venturia canescens is the source of this 2078-nucleotide messenger RNA. Its product is annotated as putative RNA polymerase II subunit B1 CTD phosphatase RPAP2. The record is from RefSeq and is a predicted model, not a curated record. Gene Ontology annotation, molecular function: RNA polymerase core enzyme binding; RNA polymerase II CTD heptapeptide repeat phosphatase activity. Bases 233 to 1942 code for a protein of 569 amino acids. Lineage: Eukaryota; Metazoa; Arthropoda; Insecta; Hymenoptera; Ichneumonidae. Gene Ontology annotation, cellular component: cytoplasm; nucleus. The transcript is spliced from 5 exons.
CCGAUUACUUCAUCGUCAUCAAGAAGGAUUCUUCUUUCUCCACAACAAUAUAUAUAUAAUUGAUGUAAAGAUAAUCGAGAGUACUAAUUUUUUUUUCUUCCUAUAACGUUCAUGGCAUACGUACCAUUGUUGUCUUACAGCAGGUUUUACCACCGUAUCUAUUCGUAGUGUUUAACCUUUCGCUAAAAAAAACAAAUAUUGUUCGCUCAUUCACAACAUUAUCCAAAAAAACAUGAAAAAAUCGUCCAUGAGAAAAAAGGAUUCUCGGAUCGAACGAAUUAAAGCAGCGGAAGUUCUAAGAAAAGUUCCAACGGCUUCCAUGAUGAAAAAAAAAGCAGAAUGCGACAGGAUAGCCCUGAAAAUUGUUGAGCGAAUGACCGAACCGCUAGUAGAUUCGGAUUGGUUAAUUAAAAACUUACCUUCCAUAAACCGAUCCCACAUGGAAGACGUUGCAGAGGAGAGAUCCAUCGUUAAACUUUGCGGCUAUGUAUUGUGCGACAAUCCCUUGACCAAAGUCGUGAAUAAGCAGUAUCAAAUAUCAACUUUGAGGAACAAAGUUUAUGAUGUGGGAAAGGUGAAAAAUUACUGCAGUUUUGGUUGCUAUAGGGCGGCCAAGUUCCUGAUGGAACAGAUACAGACAAGUCCUUUGUGGCUGCGAGACCAAGAACAAGCGCCGUAUUUUGAAUUGAUGGAAAAAACAAAUAAUGGCGAUCGCUCGAGUCCGCCAGGAGUAGAAAUUAAUUUGACAGGGUUUGAUAUUUCACGUGAAUACGACUCGAGUGAGAAAAACUUGCUUGAUUCGAAGGAAGUUAUUUCGGCGAAGACAGAGCUAGAAAACUCCUUGAGUAUCUCCAAAGAGACGGAUAACUUUGGUUUAGAGUUGGAGCAGAGAAGAGAAAAUACUUUGGGAACAAAGUCGGGGGCAGAAAGAAAAAAGGAUUCUGAAGAAACUAGCUGUGACAUUACGAUAUCAAAUAUCCAACAACCGCAGAUCACGUUAAAUAUAUGCCUCAAUUCCAUCAACAAAUCCAGCUUGUCCCAAGAUGACCGAAAGAAUAAUUGUGAUUCGGUGAAAGAAUCUUGGGAAAAUUCGUCUAAAAGUCUUGAAUCCGGUUCAUAUGAAACACCUGAAAAAUCAACGAAACAACCUCGAAGAACAAAAACAUGUCAAACGAAGAAUAGAUUUUAUUACGAGUCGUUGGGUUCGCGAAUUGAAAAAAAAUUUCGGGAAUGGAUAACUGAUAAAACCGUGUGUCUUUUGCACGGUCAAGUUGAAGAGAAACAGGUAAUUGUGGAACGCAUCAAGAGGGAAGAGAGAUACGAGAUUUUGUGUAAAAAAUUGAACAGAUUGCAAAUCGAUGAAGAACGAGAGGCGAUAGAAAAUCGGGGAAAACUUGAACCAGCUCCUAAUUUUUUGGCACUACAGAAAGAAGCUCGGGGACUCGAACUAAAGGUUCGAGCCUUCUGGCAAGGACAAACUAUCAUCGAUCAGGAAUCUACGGAAAUGGGUACAUCGAAAUCGCAGCAAGGGGUCGAAGCGGAGGUCAACACCGUUUUACCGGCAAUCGACCUUGGUGCGCCGAACGCUCUUCGUCGACGAAUAUUUAUCGACAAACUGGAUAAAGUUAUGCCCGAAUUGUUGCGAGCUUUGAUCGGUGAAUCGUCCGAUUUGUAUACCACUGAAAUAUGCGCAUGUAUCAAAACCUUGGUCAGCACGUUUGCACUCAACGCUACGAAUAUUACAUUUAAAACUGCAGAGUGGACUUUGGUUGCUCUACUUAUUAUCAAACUACUGGGAUUGAUGGACCAACGGAUCAAAUAUUUAAUUGGCAAUAAACGAGCAGAGAUGUAUAUUUCGAUGAUUCUCAUGUCUUACAAGCUUGAUUCUGAUUACCUCGAUAACGUGAUCAAUGCUUGGACAAGUACCGAGGAUUCGAGUUGAACGGACGGAAUAGUAAGCUGCUUUGAUAUGUAAAAAUGAAAAUAAAAAAUAAUAAUAAUAAAAACAAAAAAAAACAAACAAACAAAAAUAAAAUAAAAGUGGAUUGCCGUUCAACGUGUCAACCAUCAGAAAUCGA